UUGCGAGUUUUUAUCGCUUUGCACGCGCGUGUAUGUGAAGUGUGCUGUAUUGCCUUUUGUAAACCGGUGGUCCAGUUUGUCCCGGGCUCCUGAUAAUCUGUGAGACCUGCACGCUUCGUCGUGCUCGCAAAUUCGGCGCAGAAUCACCCUGCGACUCGCCCAAGAUGGUUGUGAAGAGACCCGGCGUCGGCGAGGCGCCGCAACCGAGACAACGUCGGCACCACUUCCUCGAAAACGUGCAAACCAAGACGUUCACGCCCUUGGAAUACCAGGUGGAACUACUGGACACCGCAAAGCAGCAGAAUUCCAUCGUGUUCCUGUCAUCGGGGAAGACCUUCAUGGUGGUGAUGCUGGUCAAGGAGCUAGCCUACCAGGUCCGGCAAAGCUUUGCUGCUGGUGGCAAGCGAGUGCUAAUUCUGGUUCCAUCAGCCGAGUCUGGCGUGCGGCACCAGAAGAUGAUGGAGGACUACACCGAUCUCAAAUCCGUCUUUGUUGGCAAUCCUACCGGCAAGACCGAGGAGCGCAUCGACUUCCCGAAACUGUUCCGCGACCACCACGUCCUCGUAAUGACGGCCGGCGCCUUCACCUGCCACUUGGUCAAUGCAGAUGCAGACAUCGCUGAAGAGCUCGUCGACCACUUGAACCUUGUCGUCUUCGACGAGUGCAACCAGGCGCUGCGCCAUAUUGAGUUUGAGCCUGUGCUGAACUUUGUCAUGGACUACGUCAUCGAGGGCCGGCUGAGUGUGCUGGGGCUUGCGGCACCACUCGCGACAAAGAAGAGACAACGACCCUCUUUGCUUGAGGCCGAGAUCCUCGAACUCGAGGACGGCUUCCAGAGCGUCGCGUGCACUUCUAGCGAGCUGACGGUCGUCGGCAAGUACGGCAGCCGGCCCAGGGAAGUGGUCGUCGAGUACGCUGUGUAUGGCGGCAGCAGCGGUGAUGGGGAGUCCGCGAAAAACCUGGAGACUGCGCUAAGGCUGCUGGACGAGGCGAUGGAGUUCCUGGGGGGCACGGAGGGUCAGCUGGAUGAGCGGAACAAGGCUUCGCUGCGGCAGUCGCAGCGCUACCUCGUCGAGCUGUGCUACAUGCUCGUCACCCUGGGCCCGUGGUGUGCCCGAGAGGUGGCCGACCUGUUUCUCAAGGAGGUGUCCCAAGCGGUGGACAGCCUGGGUCCCGCCGUGAACUGGUCACGCAUGGCGCUCCUGGUGGUCCACACAGUGAUCCAGCAAGUCGCAAGACUCACCGAGGAUUUGGCUAGGGAUCUCGAGCCGAGUGAUGCUGUCCACCAGCCAGCCAAGUUCAGGCACCUGCUGCGGAUACUGCGAGAGUACAGGCCGCAGCAGCAGCCACAGCAGCAGCAAGGUACCACUGUCAACUCGCAUGUUGGACAGGACAACUGUGCAGCGUUGCAAAAUUCCGUCAAGGAAUGUGAAUCAUUGACGGAGGAAACAAGCAAGCCGGCCGUGGUGGAUUCUUCUGCCCAGCCCGCGACAGCUCCAACUUUGGCCAGUGAUGGGGAAAGUGUUGUGCAAAAUAGUGUUGUGCAAAAUGUGGAAGACUUCGUCACUGCAUUGUCCAACAACAUCAACAGACUGUCCAUUUUAUCGCCAGACAAGAAAGUUCCCGUAACUAGUGACACCACGUCAUCCACUGCAACAGGCGUGGAAGUCACUGCAUUGUCGUCUGCUUCAAAAGUUGACGCGUCUGGUAGUGCGUCAGCAACAGGUGUGUUGAUACCCUCAGUGUCGACCAGCGUAGGUGUGCCAAUGCGAACCACGGGCCACCGGGCCGACCAAGUCGACGACCCGAACGCGCUGUGUGGCAUUGUGUUUGUGCGGCAGAGGAUCACGGCCUACAUCCUGAGCAUGUGGCUCUCGAAGCUGGCGACGCGGUGCCCGAACGAAUACGGUUUCAUCACCCCCAACUUUCUGGUGGGAAGGACUGCUCCGUCGGCGAUCGGAGAGGCAAGCUCAAAUCGUAGCAGUGGUAGUCUGCGGAGUUUGCCAAACACCCUGACCCCCCUGGGCCUUCAACGACAAGAGGAAGUGCUUCAGAAGUUCCGGUCGAGAGAGUGCAAUUUGUUGGUGGCUACAAGUGUUGUGGAAGAAGGGAUAGAGGUCCCCCGCUGCAACCUGGUGGUGCGCUUUGAUCCGCCCGAGAACUUCCGAGCCUACGUGCAGUCCAAGGGCAAGGCCAAGGCUGCCGGGUCGCGCUACUUCGUCCUGGUGCCCCAUGACGAGAGCGGCCGCUUUCUGGGCGACCUGCACGACUACCGGACCACCGAGCAGAUUCUUUUGGAACGCAGCCACGUGGAGGACACCACAAUAGAUGAAGAAGUCGACGCAGCCUAUGCAGACAGCUUGAAACCAGCAUACAAGCCGUUGGAGGCUGAAGAUGCCCCCAGGGUCACCAUGUCCACUGCCAUUGCCUUGGUCAACAGAUACUGCGCCAAGCUGCCUAGCGACACGUUCACGAGGUUAACGCCUAUCAGCAGCAUGGCGGAGGUCGAGACGGAAGGCGCCGAGGAGACCCUUUACAGCUGUUCGCUGCGGCUGCCCAUCAAUUCCCCCCUCAGGCGGUGCAUCGUGGGGGACCCAAUGCCAAGCAAGCUUCUGGCAAAGCAGGCGGCAGCACUGAAGACAUGUGAAGAGCUGCACAGAAUGGGCGAACUUGACGACAACCUGGUUCCACAGGGGAAGGAGGCCAUGCGGAUGGCACUUGACCAAGGGUCGGCUGGCCGCUUUCCCGAGGAGGACAUCCAGCCUGGUGGACCACGGCCCGGUACCACGAAACGGCGACAGUACUACGACAAGAAGGUGUCCGAGGUGCUCAAGGGCAAGCGGGUGGACGAAAACGAUGAGUUCCACCUGUACGCUUUUGGCAUGAAGCUCACCUGCCCCAUUCCGGAGGAACAGAACACGCGCGGCCGCAAAAUCCAUGACCCGGCCGACACCACACGAGGCUUUGGGCUGGUCACCUCCAGACGGAUCCCACUGAUCUGCAGCUUCCCGGUGUUCACGCGGUCGGGCGAGGUGACGGUGGAGCUGGAACACGUGAGCUCAGACAUUGGCCCGCUGUCUCCAAAGCAGGUCCGUGACCUCACGACCUUCCACCGAUACACGUUUACCAACGUGCUGCGGCUCGAGAAGUAUCCGAUGACCUUCAACCCCGAGGGCGACGCAUGCUCCUUCCUGGUGGUGCCCAUCAAUGCCGCGCAAACAGCAGACAACCAGCCAGGCUCAUCAACCAUCGACUGGCAGUUCGUCGAGCGCAUUUGCGAGGAAGAGAAGUUCAUGCCGCGCCGAGUGCCCGAGGAAGAACGCGAGCUUUUUGUGUUCAAGGAGGAAGACUACCUCGACACUGUGGUGACACCUUGGUACCGCAACCUGGACAAGCCCCAGUUCUUCUAUGUGGCCGAGAUCUGCCACGACCUGAACCCACUCAGCGAUUUUCCAGACGCAGGCUUCGAUACGUUCGACGCAUACUACAGGGAGAAGUACCAGAUCCGGGUGGUGGACGGUCGGCAGCCGCUGCUGGACGUGGACCACACGUCGGCCCGGCUCAACCUGCUGACGCCUCGCUACGUGAACCGCAAGGGUGUGACGCUGCCCACUUCGUCGGAGCAGACGAAGCGGGCCAAGCGCGAGAGCCUGCAGCAAAAGCAGAUCCUGGUGCCCGAACUGUGUGCCAUCCACCCGUUCCCGGCGUCGCUAUGGCGCAAGGCUGUCUGCCUGCCCUGCAUCCUCUACAGGAUGAACUCGCUGCUGCUGGCCGAGCAGCUGCGGCUGACGGUGGCUCGCGAGGUGCAAGUGGGCCGGCUGGAGCUCCCCAAGGGCUUCAAGUGGCCCACGCUGGACUUUGGCUGGACCCUGGCCGACGUGCUACAAAAGGCCCAGGAGGCUGCCAAGGCCGAAGAAGAGCGGGCUGCCGAACUGAUGGAACGCACGGGCAUCCAGCCGGUCUGCAUCUCGCCGCCGCCGGCGAUGAACACGUGGCGUGCGCCCCAGCCCUACCAGCCGCCUAUGUUCCAGCAGGACCAGGAGCUCGUCAUCGACACGUUCGAUCCAAGCAAAGUUCACAUUCCGGAUGAUGACCAACUCGACCAGCUAGCUGACGCUGAGGUCAGCGCGCUGAACCUCGGCGGACCCAAAGGCCCCAACUUCGACUGGAAACCGCUUCCCAAACUACCAGGGGAGCCCACACCAGUUCCUCGAAUCCGCUACGGAUCUCCGAGUAACUUCGAAGCCGAGGGCUGGGACUCUGAGUGGGACACGGACAUGGAGGACAGCUCGUUCGUCACCUUGGACAUGCCAGGACUGGGCUACAUCUCAGCACCCGGAGUGUUCAACAUGCAGGGCUUGUCACUAGACCUGGCCUCCUGCCGUGACGACGACAUCUGGGACAGCUUUGACGAGGACGAGGAAGAUCCUGAGCUCGACUUCUCGCGAUCCGAGUGGAACCAGUCUCCGUCUGAGGCCGGCGGCAACGAAGAUGAAGGUCACUUGCUCAAAAUCAGUGACAAGUCGGAGAACAAGGACGACGAGAAGAGGCCCGAGGAACAGUUGGACUGGUUAUCACACUGCAGCAAGGACCAGCGGAGCAAGUCCGUGAAUGCUUUCGUGGACGAGCCAGAGGAAGAACAACGAGAGGUCGAUCCAUUCGUCGAAGAGAAGGUCGCAGCACUCAGGGAGGAGUGCGUCAAGAAACUGGAAGUUUGGAGAUGCAACGAAGACGAAGCGAAACUUGAGGCUCAGAAAACAAUCUACAAGUCCUUUCGCAAAGUCUCUGAGGCACUAAAGCUUAUUGCGGAGUACGAAGACGACCGGCCCCUGAAGAAAGAUGAGCCUCUGGCACCAGCAGUCCGUGACAGUGGAGCUGCCACCAUUGGAGGGGAGGCCCCAAAGGCACCUGAAGGGAGCGUGCUACCAUUUGGCGAGCUCUUGCCGGACAGGGACUCCGUCAAGCUCGGAGGCGGAGACGCGUCACAGGCUCGCUUCGACGAGCGGCCCGAUCUCGACAGUCACUGUGGCCCGAGCCCCAGCAUUCUGCUCCAGGCACUGACGAUGUCCAAUGCCAACGAUGGCAUAAAUUUGGAACGUCUCGAAACGGUGGGCGACUCUUUUCUCAAGUACGCCGUGACAGCCCACCUCUACUGCACGUAUCCUAGCGUGCACGAGGGCAAGCUGUCCCACCUACGGAGCCGCCAGAUCAGCAAUCUCAACCUCUACCGACUCGGCCGGGCUCGCAGUCUUGGCGGUCUGAUGGUGGCCACCAAGUUUGAGCCCAGCGACAACUGGCUUCCUCCAGGCUACAUCGUGCCUCCUGGACUUGAGAGGGCUCUCAUCGAAUCGGGCCUUCCGGCAGGCCACUGGAACAUUGCAGCCCUCACCGGACUCACCCAGAUGGAUGAGGCACAGAUCCGGCAGACCCUCGCCGAGCGAUCCAACAAGGUCCGAAACCUCGACGAGGUCCUAGCCGACGAGCAGACCCUCGACACCGCGCCCUAUGUGCCGUACAACCUCCUGACGCAGCACAGCAUUCCUGACAAGAGCAUUGCAGACUGCGUCGAAGCGCUAAUUGGUGCCUACCUCGUGUCAUGCGGCCCUCACGCGACCCUCCUCUUCAUGUCUUGGUUGGGACUCGAUGUGCUACCCAAAAACUGCACCGCAGAGACGCUUCCGAACUUUGGUGUCAUGCUCUACGGUACGCUAGAGCCGCCGCUUGUUGUGCCCGACGCGGGACCGCAGCUGGAUGAGCUUCUCUCUGGCUACGAUGCAUUCGAGGCACGGAUCGGUUAUCGGUUUCGGGACCGUGCCUAUCUCCUCCAGGCCUUCACUCACGCGUCAUAUCACUACAACCGACUCACGGACUGUUAUCAGCGGCUUGAGUUCUUGGGUGAUGCAGUGUUGGACUACUUAAUAACCCGGCACCUCUAUGAUGACCCCCAGCGCCACUCGCCAGGCACAUUGACUGACCUGCGGUCAGCGCUUGUGAACAACACUUUCUUUGCCUCGCUGGCAGUGAAGUAUGACUUCCAUCGCUACUUCAAGAAUGUGUCACCGGGUCUGUUUGCAGUCAUCCAGAGGUUUGUUGAGAUGAAGAGACUGAACAAUGGGCUUGGAUACCAUGAGGAGUACUACUUGGAGGAAGAAGAGUGCGAGGAGGCAGAGGAGGUGGAAGUGCCCAAGGCCCUGGGUGACAUCUUUGAAUCGGUGGCCGGCGCCAUCUUCCUCGACUCUAACAUGUCCCUGGACACCGUCUGGCAGGUGUACUACGCCAUGAUGAAGCCCGAAAUCGAGUAUUUCAGCACUCAUGUGCCCAAGUCCCCAAUCAGGGAACUUUUGGAGCUGGAACCUCAGACUGCUAAGUUCGAGCGUGCUGAGAUGACCCUCAAUGGCAAGGUGCGGAUCCGAGUGGAGGUCUUCGGCAAGGGCCGCUUCGUCGGCGUCGGCCGCAACAAGCGCAUCGCCAAGUGCACAGCUGCCAAGAGGGCGCUGCGGGCACUCAAGCGCAUGCGGCAAGAAGGCGGCAGCACCAACAUGCACGGCACCUUCUAGGUGCCGUGCAUGUGCCGUCUGCUGGCGUCUGCUGGCGUCUGCUGGCGUCUGCUGGUGCCGUCUGCUGGUGCCGUCUGCUGGUGCACUCUCAAUCCGACUCCUGCCUGCACCUUGCUUUGCCUCAUUUUCAUCCCCGUGUGCCAUCUAAUUCUGGUGCAAGUGUUGCUUUUUAUUAUUAUUAUUAUUUUAUUUUAUUUUUCUUCUUUUUGUCGUGGAUCAGAGCUUGGAUCGUCGCCUUCCACCGCCAUUGUUUGCAAAUGCUCUGCCCUCCAUCUAGCCAAACUUUGGUGCCGAGAAAACCAGACGGCAUUCGUCUGCUUGUGUUUCGCAGGGAGUUCAGGAGUAUGCGGCGGCCGUUAAUUCUCCAGCACGGCUAGUCGUUCGUACAGCAAGAGGUAGUGUGGACGUGGGACACUGGACGUUGCUCGUAGGAAAGGUUUUGUGACUUGGAAGUGUUGGAACUCUCCAUACGGUAUUUAUGAGUGCAUUGUUUACUCCCCGUCAAGGUAACUGUCGGGGGAGCCGGUGGGAACUGUUCUUUCUACCGGGUCAUGCAGAUGCAUUUUUGUAAAUCGCCUGCCAAAAGCGAGGGACCCCCGAACCUGAAUAUGCCUUGCCGGAGGUUGCUAACGUGAUCGAACUGAAGCUACGCUUUUCUCUGUGAUUCUCUAGAAUGAAGACUCUUGCAUGUGAAGGCAAACCCGCGAUGUUUUUAGCUUGCUAGAACUUUGUGUCCCCUGUGAGUUCUGCCAUGCUUUUGAGACAUUUCACUUUUUAAUCUUUCUUAGCGUGUAUUACCAUUGCCAAGUGUACACUUACUACAAAAGCACACUAAUGCAGCAAGAAAUAUGCGCGGCAAUAAAUGUGUUUGUUGUAUUUUGCGACGUGACCGCGUCACGGCCUGUUUUGGUAAGCGUUGUGAUGUGUGGCGUGCCGUUCUGUGUACAUGCUGGAGCAAUGUUGCUCCUUUCGCGAAGUGUUGCAGCCACUAGAAGUAAAGGGCAUGAAUUUUCUAUUGCACCCUGUAAAUCAACCUAGCACGCUUUAAAGCUUUCUCUUGGCUGUUUGCACGGUGCAGGUUGACAGUUGCGCAGUCAGUUCGCUCGUAACGAAUUCCAUUGGUCGAUUCUCGGGCACUACCAAAAUCCUCAAACGAACGCCUAGACAGCACUAUAACUUCGCAGAUCCAGAGAUCUCAGGUGGGAACUGCAUACUGCUUUAUGCUGGACCAAUGAGGAAGCACUACCAUGUGCUCCAGUUGCAGCCGCACCCUAAUGGAGAGCAGGAGAGAGAUCCACCACGAAGCGCUUCGUUUGCACCCACACCUCAACAGUGAAGCAGGAGAUGCAUCUGCUGGGCAGUACUCCUGUUGCAUCGAUAGCUCACCAAUGCACCAUGGAGCAAGUUGAAUGAAAACAAGCACUGAAAAAUAUAAAUCCACUUCGAAUCAGAAAAAAAAUAAAGAAGCAAAAGUCUGCUCCACGUCGACCAGUGGAAUUCACUCUUAGUCUUCUUGGUCUAGUCUCUGCGCAAGUCAGUGGCAUUUUUUUUUCUUUCUUUUUGCGUGUUUGCAAGACAGGUCGCCACUAUUAGUGAACUUCAUUCAUACCGUACCAACAUGAAGACCUUCGUGCAACGUAUUUGGUGCUGAUGCGAUCCGUAACUUUUCAGCUAAUGCUGGGUGACAUAUCUUUGGUAACUAUGAUUGUUUGCUUUUUUUUUUUACCUGCGCACGCACUGCGGGAAAGUGUUUCUUUUUGUUUGUUUUAGCUUUGUCCUUUGAGUCACUUUGCAGCAGUAAUCAUUCGAGUAUUUGUUGUGUAAAUUAGUGUAUUUUAGAGCAAAAUUUAUUGUAGGAGCUCCCAUCUUUGAUGGAUUAUGCUCGCCAUUCACUGGCUUGAUUUUGAUGCAGUUUGUUGUAUUUAGAGAAGGAGGUAUAAAUCUACCGAUCCUGUGGAGGUUUUUUUUCUGCAUUUUGGUCUAGAAAAUUGCCAUAAAAAUCAUAAAAUGUAAAAGCUAAGGGAGCAUCAAGUUUAUAACUGAUUAAGUAGGCAACAGAAACUGUACUAUCUACAACAUAGAGAACUUGCAGACUUAUCAUCGGCAAGUUGUAAAUCUAGGAAAUUGAUAAAUUGUGAACUGGCCCGAAAUGUUUGCGAAUAGGACUUUUGCAAAAAUGACAAGCUGUUGCUAGAAUUCUAUGUAAGCUGUAAACUAAUGUAUCAUAUUUGUUUUGAACAAAUCAUCGAGUUUAUCAUCGAGUUUUGAACAUGGUGCUUCAAUUUCUUUGAAGUUAUUUUCAGCAGUACAAGAAAUUUGAGGCCCUAAAUGAGAAUUGUGCUUCCAAAAGUCAAUUUAAUUUAAGUGUUAUUCAAACUGUCUGCAUUUACACGGUGAUAGCAUUACUGUGUUUAAUGUGUAUUCUAAUAGCGAAAUUUUUGAGCCUAGGUUGAAUGGUCACUCUCAAGGGUGCAACCCACUACUGUGGUUCUUCAAAUAAAGCAUCCUCUUUGAUGGUGCCUGCUUUUCAUUUCCGACUAUAGCAUUGUGUCGCGAGAUUUCUGUAAAAGGAAGUGAAGGAACUUGCAUGAUAUUGGUGUCGUUUUUGCAUUGUUUGUUUUUUAGCUGAGGUUGUGUUUGUACAUAGGUUUGCAUGAGCCACAGCCGUUAACUGCACAGGUUCUUUUGAUCUGUGCCUGCGUUGCAUGGUGAAAAUGAGGUUCACAGAGUGCUUGAAAGAACUGCAUAAAUGGAAUAAACAGAAACUCUUUCUAUA
This is a messenger RNA of Dermacentor andersoni, 9333 nucleotides long. RefSeq names its product Endoribonuclease Dcr-1 (gene Dcr-1). Gene Ontology annotation, cellular component: cytoplasm; RISC-loading complex; nucleus. The record is from RefSeq and is a predicted model, not a curated record. NCBI's taxonomy places the organism in Eukaryota, Metazoa, Arthropoda, Arachnida, Ixodida, Ixodidae. Gene Ontology annotation, molecular function: ribonuclease III activity; RNA binding; protein binding. Gene Ontology annotation, biological process: apoptotic DNA fragmentation; siRNA processing; pre-miRNA processing.